Molecule: messenger RNA, 6221 nt
Organism: Cololabis saira (Pacific saury)
Lineage: Eukaryota; Metazoa; Chordata; Actinopteri; Beloniformes; Belonidae
Gene: tmem101
Product: transmembrane protein 101
Exons: 4
Coding region: 23-790 (255 amino acids)
Biological process (GO): positive regulation of canonical NF-kappaB signal transduction
Source: RefSeq, a predicted model, not a curated record
GUUGGCGGACAGAGCUGCAGCGAUGGCGGGUCCCAGCAGGAAACAGAUGUUUAGGUUUCUCAGCCAGCUCGGAGCCUUUAUUCUGACCCGGUUUGGCUUCUGGAACUGCUUCAGCAUGUUGAUGCUGUUCGCCGAGAGAGCGGACUCGAAAAGAAAGCCAGACAUCCACGUGCCCUACCUGUAUGUGGACAUGGGCGUGUCAGUCCUCUGUGCCAGCUUUAUGUCAUUUGGGGUGAAGAGGAGGUGGUUUGCUGUAGGAGCUGCCAUACAGCUAGCCGUCAGCACCUACGCAUCCUACGUUGGAGAACAGGUGCAUUAUGGGGACUGGCUUAAGGUACGGAUGUACUCCAGGGCGCUGGCCAUCAUCGGGGGCUUUCUGAUUCUGGCCAGCGGGGCGGGUGAGGUCUACAGACAGAAGCCACGCAGCAGAUCCCUGCAGUCUACGGGACAGGUUUUCCUGGGAGUCUAUCUCAUCUGCAUAGUGUACUCCCUGCAGCACAGUAAAGAAGACUGGCAGGCCUACCAGAACCACAUCGCUGGAGGAGAGCUGACGCUGAUGCUGCUGGAGGUGCUGCUCGGUGUUCUGGCCCUGGCCUUCCUCUCCGGCUGCUACAUCCGCCUGGCCGCCCAGAUCCUGGCCACCGUCCUCCCCCUGGGGAUCCUGCUCAUCGACGGCAACCUGGGCUACUGGCACCACACGCGCAAGGUGGAGUUCUGGAACCAGAUGAAGCUGAUGGGACACAACGUGGGCAUUUUUGGUGCCGUGCUGAUCCUGGCUACGGACGGCUGAGCCCGCAGGCUUUCACAGACAACUUUCUACAGACCCGGGCGUCUGCAUGACAUGAGAUUUACUGUCCUUUUAGUCACAGCCCCAAUUCAUACUUAAAGCUGCUGUUGCUCAGCAACAUCUCAGGAUUCAAACACUCUGAGCGAAGACGGUUGGACAUGAGCUGCUGCUGCAGUUGUCUUUGACUUUGAAGUCGGUAUUGUUGUUUUUCAGUUUUUUUUAAAUGUAUUUAUUGUUUUUCAGAAUCAGAUCAGAAUCAGCUUUAUUGGCCAGGUUCGAACAUUGUCCAACAAGGAAUUUGACUCCGGUUAUUUCGCUCUUUGGUAGUAAAAAUAAACAAUAAACAAAUGUGGUAUUAUCUACAGUAUAAACAUUUUAAGGUGCAGCAGUUUGAGGUAGUGAGAAGGACAGUUCUGAAUAAGAAUAAGUAUAACCUAUAUACAAUUUUAACAGACAAAUUAUACAAAAAAUACAAAAAAAAUUAUACAAAGGAAAUACAAAAGUGAGAGGUGCAGCAGAGUGAGGCAGACAUGAUUAUUAAAGAGGGUGCUGGAUGAUUUUUAUUGCACGUGUUUGGUUACUCUGAGACUGUUAGUUGUGAGAGUUCAUCAGAGCAACCGCUUGCGGGAAGAAACUGUCUUUGUGUCUGGAGGUUUUGGCGUACAGUGCUCUGUAGCGCCGUCCAGAGGGGAGGAGUUGGAACAGGCGGUGUCCCGGGUGUGAGGGGUCGGCAGAGAUUCGACCUGCCCGUUUCCUGGUCCUGGACCGGUACAGGUCGUCGAUAGAUGGGAGGUUAGUCCCAACUAUCCUCUCUGCAGUCCUGAUGGUCCGUUGCAGUCUGUGCCUGUCCAGUUUGGUGGCUGAUGCAAACCAGACAGUGAUGGAGGAGCAGAGAACUGACUGUAUUAUGGCAGUGUAAAAUGUGAUCAGCAGCUGCUGUGGCAGGUUAAAUUUCCUGAGCUGCCGCAGGAAGUACAACCUCUGCUGCGCCUUCUUCCUGACGGAGUUGAUGUGGGUGGACCACUUCAGGUCCCGGGAGAUGGUGGACCCCAGGAACUUGAAGGUGUCUGUGGAGGAGACGGUGCUGUUGAGGAUGGUGAGGGGGGGGAGUGGCGGUGGGUUUUUCCUGAAGUCCACUGUCAACUCCACAGUCUUGAGCGGGUUCAGCUCCAGGUGGUUCCGACUGCACCAGUGGACCAGCUGAUCCACCUCCCGUCUGUACGCGGACUCGUCACCUUCCCGGAUCAGGCCGAUGACGGUGGUGUCAUCCGCGUACUUCAGGAGCUUCACAGAAGAGUCCCCUGAGGUGCAGUCGUUCGUGUAGAGGGAGAAGAGCAGUGGUGAGAGGACGCACCCCUGGGGGGCGCCAGUGCUGAUGGUGCGGGUGCUGGAUGUGAUGCUCCCCAGCCUCACCUGCUGCCUCCCGUCACUCAGGAAGCUGGUAAUCCACUGACAAGUGGGGGCAGGCACGGUGAGCUGGGUGAGCUUCUGGUGGAGGAUUGCGGGUGCGAUCGUGUUGAACGCCGAGCUGAAGUCCACAAACAGGAUCCUCGCAUAAGUCCCUGGGGUGUCGAGAUGACGCAGGAUGUGAUGCAGUCCUAUGUUGACUGCAUCAUCCACCGACCUGUUUGCCCGGUAAGCAAACUGCAGGGGGUCGAGCAGGGAGCCUGUGGUGUCCUUCAGGUGGCUCAACACCAGCCGCUCAAAGGUCUUCAUGACCACAGACGUCAGGGCGACGGGUCUGUAGUAAUUACCCCUUUACACCAAACUGGUUCCAGGGCUGGUGCUAGUGCUGGUGCUAGAGCCGGUUCGCGGUUGGUUCUAAGUAAGAACCGUUUGCUUUUACACAGCUGGUGCUAGCCAGCAGCUGGCCAGAGAGCCACGUCAUCACGUCACCACCCCCCCUCGUUUUCAUCCCCACCCUGAUCAGGAAGCUGAGAGCCAAAAGCUGUUUUAAUUUCAGCUGUAGCGCUGUUAAUAUGGCACUUUAUUAAGUUUUAAUAUUUUUUCAGGUAAAGUAACCUUUAAGAUCCCCACCCAUGGCUCAGUUUAUCCAAAUAACGCCUGUUAAGAAAUUUGCUCUGAAAAUUUCGGAAUUUCUGGCUGACUGCCGGCUCCGGAGCUGAUUUAUGGUUCUGCGAUAAAUCGACGCAGGGCCUACGGCGAGGGUACGGGUUCUGCUUUGGUUGUUCAGCAGGGUUUCCGCGGGGUUUUAAAAAGUAUUAAAAAGUGAUAAAUGAAAAUUGCCAAAUUUAAGGCCAUUAAAAGUGUUAAAUUCACUGUCAGAGGUAUUAUUUUUUUUUAAAUUGGUAUUUUUUACCUUUUACAUUUUAACAGGGAUUAAAGUUCUCCGUCUCUAGACGGAUUUCCGUCAUUUGGAAAAUGAGGGGGAAAAAAAGAAAGAACAAAAAACAUUUGCACGUGCGUUUUCUUGUGGUACAGACUAUCCAAUGAAAUCAUGUUAGGCAUUAAACUGACGCUGUUGUAAACCAAUAAAUCUAGCCAGAGCCUUGGUAUUAUCCAAUCAGAAAUGGAGGAGGGCGGGUUCGCCCCGCCCCCCUGGGGAGACGGGUACCAGUAGUCAAGUCAUUUAAUUCACAUAUGCGCGUGGUGUGAAACUAUCAAACAAUGAACACGGCGUCAAAGCUGGAAAUGCUGUUUGAGUAUGUGUUUAUGCUGCCAUAUGCGUUAAUCUCCGCUCACACAACCAGCUGCGUUAAGAAACGGACCUCGCUCGAACCACGCGAGGAGAGCGCGUCAUGCUUUGGGUUGCCACCCGUCCCUUGAAAUACGGAAUUGUUCCGUAAAGCCUGAAUUAUGGUUCUGCCCUAAAUCUACGCAAGCCUACGCCGUAGCCUACGCCAUAGCCUACGGCGUAGGGUACGCGGAGACGCGCAACGUACGGUGUGCGUCGCCGCGUACCUUACGCCGUAGGCUCUGCGUUGGUGUAACGCGGAACCAUAAAUCAGCCUUAAUUGGGAAUUAAAAGUUGCGUUCCGUAUUGAACCAAUACAGACACACAAUAUGCUCUUAUUUAUUUAUGUCAUAAUAUACAGGUGAAGGUCGGAAAAUUCAACUUAAGGUGAAACAAAUAUAUUAUUUCCCACUACAUGCAAAGUGAGAUAUUUCAAGCCUUUAUUUGUUAUAAUUUUGAUGAUUAUGGCUCACAGUUUAUGAAAACCCCAAAUAAAAAACCUAAAAAAAAUUAGAAUAUAUUAUGAAAUCAAUAAACAAUUCAAUCAUCAAAAUUAUAACAAAUAAAGGCUUAAUAUACAGUAUCUUGCCUUGCCUGUAAUGAGACUAUGUAAUAUACAUGUAUUAGUUUCACCUCUCAAGUUGAAUUAUUGAAAUAAAUUAACUUUUACACCAUUUUCUUCACCUGUAGGCUAUACAGGACUGUCUCAGAAACUUAGAAUAUUGUGAUAAAGUUCUUUAUUUUCUGUAAUGCAAUUUAAAAAAACAAAAAUGUCAUACAUUCUGGAUUCAUUACAAAUCAACUGAAAUAUUGCAAGCCUUUUAUUAUUUUAAUAUUGCUGAUUAUGGUUUACAAUUUAAGAUUAAGAUUCCCAGAAUAUUCUAAUUUUUUGAGAUAGGAUAUUUGAGUUUUCUUCAGCUGUAAGUCAUGAUCAGCAAUAUUAAAAUAAUAAAAGGCUUGCAAUAUUUCAGUUGAUUUGUAAUGAAUCCAGAAUGUAUGACAUUUUUGUUUUUGUAAUUGUAUUACAGAAAAUCACAAUAUUCUCAUUUUCUGAGACAGUCAUGUAUUCUACAUCUGGGCUGAUGUUACAUACAUAGCAUAGGAGGAUAUUUCAGUUGCUAGUACGGUUGGCUUGGCUGUCUGUACAGUCAUGCAAGUUCAAUGCUAUUAAAGCACUUUAAACUUUAAAUCAAAGCGUUUUGUUUUUUCAUAUAAAAUAAAUACAUUUCUAUGCAUUUUAGAAGGAUGUCCCUUUUUUUGGCUCCUGCGCUGCUGAAAUCAGGGCGUCCCUUAUUUCAAUUUCUGAAAGGUGGCAAUUCUAGUCAUGCUGUAAUACAAGAUUAUGAUUCCACCUACUACAGACGGCGCCGUUAAAGUAAAUUAUCUUUUUUCGCACGUAUCUUUUUGUGUCCAGUCAACUGUGUUCUGGCAAAACUUGCAGAUCAUUGAAUCGCCAGACACGUUACACAUGGACAAAUACACACUCAUACACACUCCCAACCAGUGCACAACCAGUGCUGUCCCACAAUCAGCCGUGUGAAAAAAGUAUUAUCUAUAUUUACUAUAGCUUGUUUGGUUUCUUCUGUUAUUGGACACAUGGUUUGUCAUGAAAUACCUGAAAAAUGCCUGAUGCUUCAUGUCCAGCUGUGUGUCUUGUGACAGAAUAAAUUAGACAAGCUAAAAGGAUUUUUUUUACUGCAUUAGCUAUUGCAAUCUUUUUUGCACUUUAAAUGGAUAUUGAAAGACCCAUUUGAGUUAUUUAUUUUUUAGUUAUUUCACAAUAAUUAUUGUGAAAUUAUUAUUUCACUCGUUAUUUUACAGUCGUAUAAUUCAGGCAACAGCUCAAAAAGCAUUUUUAAUAACACUAACCCACAUCAAUAUCGGAUCGAAUCAAAUGACGAUAAAAAACAGAAAACAGGAGGGCUAAUACAGCAUUUAACUUUUUUACUUAAAACCUUUGGGAAGCGACCGCACAGCAAAAAAGGGGCCGUUCUUAAAGUGUGCUGCAGCGCAUAGAUGCCGGGGGAAUAUGAACUGGCCUGAAAAUAAUUUUUCAGUCAAAUAUUUUUUUUGCUUUAAUCCCUGUUUUAAGCAGUCUAUUUUAUUGUCAUUCACAAAGUGAAAUAAAUGUGAAACAUCUGGUCAACAUCAAUGAGUCUAUAAAUCUGUUCUGUAUAGUGUUUUAUAGGUCAAAAUCUGUAUUAAUGUUAAAAGGUCCGUGAUUAACACUUAAUGUUGUGACCGUUUUUAAAAAAAAUCUGAAGGUAGUGAAAAAGGUAUUAAAUUGGUAUUAAAUUUAACAUAAGGAUUGCUGUAUAAACCCUGUUCAGUAACACCGCCCCCAGCCCGCGACGUAAAGCGGUUCUUACGCCUGGCCCAGCAGCUCAAAGGGGCUGGUGUAGCACCAGUUUUGAGAGCCAGGAGCCGGUGCUUAGGCUGUGUAAAACCAAAGAACUGGUGCUAAGUCUGGCUCUAGCCCAGAACCAGCUCUGGGACCAGCUUGGUGUAAACCUGUGAUGGUGUGUUUCUUCGGGACUGGGAUGAUGGUGGAGCGUUUGAGGCAUUUGGGCACCUCACACAGCUCCAAGGACCGGUUAAAGAUCCUUGUGAAGGUGGGAGCCAGCUGCUCGGCGCAGGCUCUCAGGCAGGAGGGGGACACGCCGUCCGGGCCUGGAGCCUUCUUGAUCUUCUGCCUUUUGAACAGCCGACACACGUCUUCCACAGAGAUCUUGAGUGCAG